This is a messenger RNA of Thamnophis sirtalis, 1407 nucleotides long. Lineage: Eukaryota; Metazoa; Chordata; Lepidosauria; Squamata; Natricidae. The record is from RefSeq and is a predicted model, not a curated record.
AUGGUAGACAACAGCGAAGACACCGUUUUCUUUCAUCGUUUUUUCCCAAAUGAGGCGCUUCAGACCAAGGGGAUUCUUCAGCUGCUGUUGCAUUUAAAGUGGGUGUGGAUAGGGCUGAUCUCCCAACGUGAUGAGAGUGGGCAGAGGUUCGUACGGAAUGCCCAUAUACUGUUUGCCCAGAAAGGUAUUUGCUUUGACUUCAUGCAAGAGUUGCCCAAAGAAACUUUUUCGAAUGACAUUGACAUGGUAUUUAAAGAUUUUAUUGCCUUGUACAAGAUUGUCAUGAACAGCACGGCCAAUGUUGUCAUCCUCUACUGUGAAAACCAGGUCAUUGCCGUUUUCAGGAUAUUUCCCUAUCUUUCAGAAUAUGAGUAUAUACCGGCGCUACCACUUUCUGUAUGCAAUGAAAAUUGUUAUCCAGGCUACCUCAAGAAAAAAAUAGACGAGAAACCGUUUUGCUGCUAUGAUUGUCUUCCUUGUGCAGAGGGGAAAAUUUCAAACAGAGUAGAUGCAGAUGACUGUUUACAAUGUCCAGAAGGUCAAUACCCAAAUGUAGCUCACAAUCUUUGCAUUGAAAAAAGGAUAACAUUCUUGUCUUACGAAGAACCCUUGGGAAUCACUUUGACCACCGUAGCUGUCUUGUUUCUUGCAACUUCGGCUUUGGUGCUGAGGAUCUUCAUUAAACAGUGGGAAACCCCCAUAGUCAAAGCCAACAACAGGAACAUCACCUACAUUCUUCUCAUUGCUCUCCAGCUAUCUUUCCUCUGCACUUUUCUUUUCAUUGGGCAGCCUGAUCCAGUGAAAUGUCUCAUGCGGCAAACUGCUUUUGGCAUCAUCUUCUCUGUAGCCAUAUCUUGCAUUUUGGGUAAAACAACCAUAGUGGUUCUUGCUUUCAUGGCCACCAAGCCAGGAUCCCAAAUAAAAAAAUGGGUGGGGAAAAGGCUAGCCAACUUCAUUGUCCUUUCCUGCUCCCUGAUACAAGUCACAAUUUGUGUUGUGUGGCUGGCAAUUUCUCCCCCAUUUCCAGAUUCUAAUAAUCACUCAAUGGCUGAAGAAAUUGUACUAGAAUGUAAUGAAGGAUCAACCAUCAUGUUUUAUACUGUCCUUGGCUUUAUGGGAUUCUUGACCUUUAUCAGCUUCACUGUGGCCUUCCUAGCUAGGAAGUUACCUGACAGCUUCAAUGAAGCCAAAUUCAUCACCUUUAGCAUGUUGGUCUUUUGCAGUGUCUGGGUAACAUUUGUUCCCACCUAUCUCAGCACCAAGGGAAAGUACAUGGUGGUGGUGGAGAUCUUCUCCAUUUUGGCUUCAGCAAUGGGAUUGCUUGGCUGCAUCUUUUUCCCAAAAUGCUAUAUUAUUCUUCUGAGACCUGAUUUAAAUAGAAAGGACAAACUUAUUAAAAAAACCUGA